Messenger RNA from Rattus rattus (black rat), 1928 nucleotides. It is a transcript of the gene Plekhb1, whose product is annotated as pleckstrin homology domain containing B1. Bases 204 to 875 code for a protein of 223 amino acids. Gene Ontology annotation, cellular component: membrane. NCBI's taxonomy places the organism in Eukaryota, Metazoa, Chordata, Mammalia, Rodentia, Muridae. The transcript is spliced from 8 exons. Gene Ontology annotation, biological process: regulation of cell differentiation. The record is from RefSeq and is a predicted model, not a curated record.
GCCCGGGGGCAGUUAGGCCCCAGGCAGUGCGCUGAGCCUGGGGAGUGAAAUGCCUCAGGCUCUCUGGGGGUAUGCAAAGCGCAGGUGCGACCAGCUCGGGUAGCAUCUUCAUCGAGUAGCAGCGGGGCAUUUGUGGCAGCAGUAUCCACAACAGGUGUGAACAGGUCCCACCCGACUCCACCCUGGAAAGUCCUUUUGAAGAAAUGGCCCUGGUGAGGGGCGGCUGGCUAUGGAGACAGAGCUCCAUCCUCCGCCGCUGGAAGCGGAAUUGGUUUGCUCUGUGGUUGGAUGGCACGCUGGGUUACUACCACGAUGAGACAGCACAGGACGAGGAGGACCGUGUAGUUAUCCACUUCAAUGUCCGAGACAUAAAGGUCGGCCAGGAGUGUCAGGAUGUGCAGCCCCCAGAGGGCAGGAGCCGAGAUGGCCUGCUGACGGUGAACCUACGGGAGGGUUCCCGCCUGCACCUGUGCGCAGAGACCCGGGAUGAUGCCAUAGCAUGGAAGACAGCCCUGAUGGAGGCAAACUCCACCCCGGCCCCAGCUGGAGCCACCGUCCCACCCAGGAGCCGUCGGGUUUGCCCUAAGGUCAGGUGUACGAGCCUCUCAUGGAAGCCCUGUAAGGUUGAGAGGAGGAUCUGGGUACGCGUCUACAGCCCAUAUCAAGACUACUAUGAGGUGGUACCCCCCAACGCACACGAGGCCACGUAUGUCCGCAGCUACUAUGGGCCACCUUAUGGUCCUGGUGUGACGCAUGUGAUCGUGCGAGAGGAUCCCUGUUACAGCUCUGGCGCUCCUUUGGCCAUGGGCAUGCUUGCUGGGGCUGCCACGGGUGCUGCCCUUGGCUCACUUAUGUGGUCGCCUUGCUGGUUCUGAGCCCUGGGGCUCCAACCUCUGGAUGUGCACGUAGAACGCAAAACCCUUUCUUCUGGACCCUCUCCUAUCUACCACCUAAACUCUGUCCCAUUUUGACCCCUUUCUCUCCAUUAAGUCCUCUAGGCUUGGCCCAUUCUUCCCACCAUUUAUCCUCCACUUAUCCUCCUUCCCUCUCAGAGAAAGCUAACAUCUCAGACACAGACACAGCGGAACGUCCGUACACCUAUUGCCAGGCAACCCCAUAAAUCACAUGGGAAUUUCCUCUAGACACAGCAAACAUAACUUUAUUUGACUUUAAGUGUCUGAGGAAUGCAACUCACAAGAGAGCAAACAACAAAGUUACAGUUAUCUGUCUGGCAAGGAUAAGUGGGGGCAAGGUCAAGGCAGACAGUUUAGGUGCCCAAAGGAUCACAUGACAGUUGGCUUGGCGUUGUGGCAGGGGUUGUAGUGGCCUUAGCUUUAGGCGAAGGAGCUUGCUGGAUAAAGGCAUGAUGGGGCUUUUUAUGAAGUUUCUGGAUUUCAACUAUAAUGAAUACUUUGCUUGUCUAGUUAGUACUGGCAGAACAUACACCCUUAUCCAGAACACGGCAUUUGGCACCUUUUCCCCACUUGGUAGCUUCCCUAUGAUACUUCAGCUAACCCUAAGGUUUCCUAGCUGUGGAAACAGGUGAGCUCUUUGGGACCUCUGGCCUUACAAAGUUGCUUCCAUUAGGAAAUGCCUUUCUGAUCCCAGGAGCUCAGCUCUGACUUUGACUGUUAACAUCUGAAGCUUUUUCUCUUCCUUCACUUUGGAGGGAAAUGGAAUUAUUUUGCUCUAGGGCCUGACCCACCUUGGCACCAGCCUGGGGAAUCUCUCAUGUGCCUGUCUGUAGGUGGCAAGCAAUCUUUCCAUUUGAUCCCAUUCCAAACUAUUCCAUCAACCUGUCCCAAUUGCCAAUAGAAAAGCUGAAAUCCCUGGCUCAGAGGCCAGAGUGCCCACUAAAAUUCCUAGCAUAUGUGAGGGCGCCACUGGCCCAGCUGCAGACACUAAUAAAGAUAUGACUGGCCCCAGAA